This is a messenger RNA of Nematostella vectensis (starlet sea anemone), 2497 nucleotides long. Its product is annotated as cingulin. The coding region runs from base 150 to 1766 and encodes 538 amino acids. The record is from RefSeq and is a predicted model, not a curated record. Lineage: Eukaryota; Metazoa; Cnidaria; Anthozoa; Actiniaria; Edwardsiidae. The transcript has 11 exons.
GAAUCAUGCUGUCAUGGGAUUACCCGUUUGCUGCAAAGCAAAGGUAAAAAAAACUCAACUUCGUUCAAAACAGCGACAGAUCACCCAACGCAAUCAAGAAGAAGAGAGUUAUUUCUAAUUUUAAGGGACGUUGGUAUCAAGAUUUGAAAAUGUCUGAAGACAACUGUGAAGCAAGUAUGGUAUUCGUCGAGGCCUUAACAGGAGAGGAAAGUAUUGAAGUAGUCCGAGAAUCUCCUGAAGGCAGUACUACCGUAGAGGAACCCGAAAUUACUAACUCGACAAAUGCAACAGCCAAGUCAGAUGUGACCCAAGAGAGGCAAGAUAUUGCAAAGGCACAAGCUCUUCCCAGUGAAACCAAAGGAGGAUUAUUUUACAGCAAUCAGGAGAGCUUAAACCAACAAAAAUCCAGGGUUAAAUCCAAACCAAGGAUUGAUGAGCACAUCCAAGAAUGCAUCUCUUCACUGGCAGAGCUCUUACAGACACCAGAAUACGCAACCCUCCACCCUAUUGGACAGGAAGUCAAGGGGCUGCUAUCCAGUGCUAUUAGGUUUGCAAAUGACAGCUCCACGUCAUUAAGCUCUGCGAACCAGAUCUUGGAGAGCAGCCUUGAGGUUUUUAAGGAGGCAUGUCAGGGUAUCGCUGAGAAGUUUGAGCUGUCUGCUGAGAGCACCUCAGCCUUGGCUGAAUUUAAGAGGUGCGAGAGGGAAAGGCAAGAGCUGAUGAAAAGGGCAAGGAUGAAUGAGGCAGAUAUGAAAAGAGAAGAGGGACUUCACCACUUGGAGAGAUCUAUUGAAUCUGCAAAGAAAGAUGCAUCAAAGGUACUUGAAAGACAGAGAAAGGAGGAGGAGGCGCAAGUUUUACGCAGGUUCAGAGAAAAGAAAGAGGACACAGAGACCUUGGUGAAUGACGAGCUUAAUGAGCUCAGCACCAUGAGUGACUACUGUGAAGAUGAUAUACAGAAAACAGAGCAAAGCUUGGAAUACCUUGGUAAUUUAGCAGAGACAGCCUUUUUGAAGUACACUGAAACAGAUAAGGACCUGUGCAAAAAAGUCCAAGAGAACCGUGCUGAGCAGGAGGAACUGAGGCGCAGGCUGAAGGCUCUUCAGGAAGCAGAACAAGCCCUGGAAGAAGAAAGACAGUGUAGGACAAAGAUGCAAGAACGAGCAGAGCAGUCUGUGGAAAGAGCAAGAGAGGAGAUGACAGACUGGAAGAGACAAAUAGAGGAGCUGAGUGGAUGUUGCCGAGCAGCACUGACAGUGAUGUACCAAUUCCAAGAGGGGUCGGCUAAGUUGAUUGACAGCUCCAUAGCCAAUAAGAUUGAGGAGGAAAAGCGCCUGCAUGAGAUGGACAUCAUGGCCCAGCGUGCACUGCGAGAUGCGCUGGCAGCUGCAGCAGUGGAAGCCCAACAAACAGUUGAAACGUGCAACAGCAACUUGGACAUGCUUAGACAGAGGAUGAAAGCAAAGAAGGAAGAGCGGACUAACGCGGCCAAGAGUAACCUGACCGUGUUUGUCGAGGAGCUCACUAAAGAAUACAACAAGUACAAGGAGUCGUACAGCCAGUUCCAGCAAACAAAGGCCCAGAACGAACAGAACCUUGCCUCUUACAAGCAGCAGCUGGCCAGUGCAGACGAAAGACUGCAGGCUCUGGGAGAGGUCAUUGAGUCCUUUGAGGACAUCUAUGCGAAGAUCUUGAGAGAGAAAGAAGCCAUUUGGGCAGUUGAUGAUGACAACGAAAGUCUGAACUCACUGGAUGACUUGAACUGAGGAGUAGCGCUGAUUGUCGUUGAUAUUUGGGGACUUAACAGUCAAUCAGAACUUAUAGUGGAUUAGCUAUAUUUGUUGAAUGAACUGGGGAGUAGCGCUGAUUGUCGUUGAUAUUUGGGGACUGAACAGUCAAUCAGAAUUUAUAAUGUAUUAGCUAUACUUGUUAAAUAAGGCCUACCGGAAGAGUUCAAGACAUCAGCAAAUUUCUAAAGGGGAUUGCACCAUUGGCCCCGCCCUUGAUCCCCUUUUAAAAGGGAAAGAACGUGGAGUCUUGUUCUCUAUGUUUUUGUGAUGAACAAUCAUUCUACAUACAGAACCUGAAUACUAAUUGUUCUGUUUGGGACACUGGAUAUGUUUUCUUGACUUUGAUCGAUAGGUUUUAAAAUUCAAGAAGGUCAAGAUAAGUUUUGCGCGUUUUUACAAUCGUUAAAAAAUACCUUGUCCUCGUCGUUUUUUUUUUUUUUUUUUUUUUUGUAAACGUUGAAUUGUGGGACUUUACGAGUAGGCUGGCCAUUUUCUAAAUACGCCACAAAUGCGAUAGGCAAAAGACAUUUAAGAUUUUAGUAAUCUACUUUGAAUAAUAACCGCUGAGAUCCGUAAUACACUUGGUGUACAUUAUCUUACUAAUAAUCGAACAUAGCUGUUAUGCUGUACAUAAAAUUAGUGUAUCAAACAUGUAUAUUUAAAGACAGUAUAGGAUGUCGUAGAUACAAUAAAUAUUUGUUUUGGCA